Molecule: messenger RNA, 16948 nt
Organism: Porites lobata
Lineage: Eukaryota; Metazoa; Cnidaria; Anthozoa; Scleractinia; Poritidae
Source: the annotation of a GenBank genome assembly
AUGGAACAGGAAGGGCCAGAUUGUUUAAAACGAAUACCACAAUUCUCCCUCUACACGUUAGACACGUCUUUUACGCCAGAAAAGGAAAAAGAAGUUCUACAGGAUAUAUACAAAUCUACAAACGGACAACAAUGGUACGAGGCUAGUGGAUGGAACAGUUCAACUAAUGAGAUCUCUCAUUGUUUCUGGUAUGGAAUCACCUGUCAUGACAACACGUCAUACGUAAAAAGUAUCGUGUUGCCUUACAACAAUUUGGAUGGCUUUCUUCCUUCUAACAUUUGGAAAAUACGAAACUUAUUUUCCCUUUGCACGCUGGGAAAUCCGAGACUUCAAGGGCGUAUAGGCGACUUUCUGUUUGGCAACAUGAGCAAACUGUUCAUCAUUUCAUUUAAAACCACCUCCAUCAGUGGAGAUAUACCAAAAGACAUCGUAAAGCUGACUAGUCUGCAGUUCAUCUUGGGAUGUCCUAUGAAUGGCAAGGGCUUCUCUGGUCGCUUACCAGAAAACAUAGGAAAUAUGACAGAGCUUCGAGGUCUCUGUCUUGGGGGAAGCAACUUGACGGGAGAAAUACCAGGAAGCAUAUCGCGACUGGAAAAACUUUACGAUCUUGACAUUCGAAACACCCCAGGCAUGAUGCAUGGAGACCUCAACGUAAUAUUUGCUAUUCCUUCUUUAUCCUAUUUGUACUUGUCUGGCCUUCACCUUAGCGGGGAGAUGCCUCGGGUGUUGCCCAAAAGGUUCUUGCAAGUUGGUUUGACUGGAAACAGCAUUUCAGGAAGGCUACCAGAAACAUUUGAAAGUAACAUCAACCUUAAUGUAUUUAAUGUCGCAAACAAUCAGCUAGUAGGAGAUAUUCCAGGGGAUCUGCUUCUGUUGCCAAAUCUUCAAAUGGUAGAUGUGUCACAGAAUCAGUUUUCCUCUAUAAACCAUGGCAAACCAUGGCCAGUUAAUUCCAGUGCAGCUAAGACGAAAUACGUCUCUUUAGCGGGAAACAGGAACUUGUUAAUUCAUUUCCAGAGCUUCAUAGAACUUUUCACAAAGAAGGUUGAUUUCGUAGAAAGUCCAUCAAUUUUAAAUGUUAGCUUUUGUGACAUUAAAAGUCCCGUACUUGCUAAUUUGUAUUACUUUGAAACAAUGUCCACUUGCGAUAUGCGUGGCAACAAUUUUUAUGGACCUUUACCCGACUUUUUCGAGGACUUUUCUUUGCUUACAUACUUCGAUGUCUCAUCAAAUAACUUAACAGGCAGCUUUCCACCUGGAAUUCAGAACCUCAACUCCAUUCAAUAUUUAGAUAUUUCAAGAAAUCCUUUCAUGCGAGAAGGAAACAGCGCAUCUACUAGUGUCUAUCAACCAGACUUUUCAAGAAUGAUACGGCCACCCGAAGCAGAGAACUACACGUGCCCUGAAGGACGUCUCGUCUUCAAUAACGGUCGCAUUCGGUUAGAUCCCACGUUUUACGACUACAGAUAUUGCAUCUGUGAUGCCGAUUUUUAUGGAGACAAAGGGUUGUGCAAAAAAUGCAUGGAAGGCGGGACUUGCCAUGGAAAAGAUUUCCGUGAGACAGCAGAUCUUCGUCCUAGCAUCAUGAAAAUCGGCAGUGGUUACUGGCCAUCACCUGAACCGAACAAUGUCACCCACCUUGUAAAGUGUCCAAUACCAUCUGCUUGCAAUCCAUCGGAUUCUUGCACCUGUAAGCUGAAUACAUCGCGAAAAGACACAAACUCGCCCUCUAACAGACCCCAAGUGCUAUCUCUCUUCACAACAUGCAACCAUUCGUGCAUCUGUCAUCAAGGAAACACGGACAGGUUUUGUUCUCGCUGUCUCGAUGGAUUUUACAGAUUAGGUGGACUUUGCUUUCGAUGCAAAAACGGUGAUUUAUUGUACUAUUACAUGUUCAUUCCUGUUUUUGCAGUUUCAUUCCUUGCUUUAAUCUGGUCAUAUUUCUAUUUCAACGUACGUCCCUUGAAAUGGUUUGUUGUUACGGCCAUUCAUUUUCUUCUAAUGUUAAUUAUGAUGCUCUUGGAAUUCUUGCCGGCAUGGUUUUUCAAAUUAAACAUGGUUGUGUUUGUGCUCUGUAUGACUAGUAGAGGGAAAGCGGCUCGUACGCUCAUAAGCAUCGCAGUGUUUUACAUUCAGACCAUAGAUUUCAUGGUAUCAAGCUUCAACGUUUGGCCUAAAAAGGUCAUUGCAGCUCAAGGCUACUUAAGCAGCUACUGGAACCUCUAUUUCCCCUCGCUUUCUUGUGAUUUGCCGUUGCUGUUUACUCCUGUUGGCAAGUUUGCUUUCCUGCUUCUUUUGCCACUGGCGUGCUUGAUCAUGGUUGGAGCAUAUUUUAUCGUCAUGCUGGCAUUCCAGAAAUUCCGUCCAAACACAGAACGCAUGGAAAUGGCUCACUUCAAAUGUCGCCAAACCGCCUUUUUCUGUCUAAGCUUCAGCUAUUUUCCCAUUGUGAAACAAACGCUUUCAGUCUUACGUCCAUGCCACAAGGACCUUGAUGUGCUCUACAUACCAUCUUCUCCUUGGAUAGAAUGUACCUCUUACGCCUACCACAGUCUGAUUACACUAGGAAUUGUCUCCAUUGUGGUCUACGUGAUUGGAUUUCCCUUGAUGGUCAUCUCCUUGAUGUUACUCUUCUUCCCCAAGAGAAGUUCUAUGAGCCCUGAAGAUCGAAAGAAACUUGAUGUAUGGCUUGGGCCGAUCUACUUACCCUACAAACCUAAGUACCAAGCGUUCUUCGAAGUUGUCAUCCUCUUACGUCGCCUGAUUCUCGCCAUCGCCCUGUCCAUGAUCCCAUCGUCAUCUACUUUGCAAACGUUUGUAGUCUGGGUUGUACUUAUAGCUUCAGCGCUUAUUCAUCUUAUUUUACGCCCGUACGAUACGAGCAGGAGAGUGGGCGAAGCCGACCGCGAACAUGGCUGGCCAAAGGUCAAAGAAAUAUUCACUGAGAAUGUCUUUGAGCCUCUAGUAUUGGUCGUCUUAUCAAUGUCAUUUAUGGCGUUACGAUUUUCAUCUUUAGAUGGCAAAAAUGCUGUUCUCUUUGUUUGGUUUGUUAUGGUCAUCAAUACCUGUGUCCUGAUUGGUUUGUUGGUCGCUAUCUUCUAUCUUCUCGCUUGGAAAGUCAAGAUCUUUGGUAAUGGUAAUGAGACGUCAAGAACAACAAAUUGUGGAGGGGAAGAUACAUCUGAAGAGCACGCAAACAUUGGUGAUGAAGACGGAGGGUAUUUGCUGCGAGGUGGUGCCAGCCGCAGAUACGUACUGACCAAUAAUGACGCUUAACCUUUCGUAGGAGCAUACCCAACUUUUUAGACCAAACAGCUGUCAGCAGAUUGACGCAGGUGAUGGAGUAAACGGUGGUGUUGGUGGACAAAGAUUAUACUCUUAUAAUGUUUGCUACCAUGCCAUUAGAGUUUAGAGGCCUGUCGAGCUAUAAGUUUGAUAAACAGAACAUCCUUUUUUAAGGUGAUAUCUUUCAUUAGUAACUGUUUGGCACUCCCAAAGGUACAGUCCGUAAUGUAAAUUAAGCGUUAGACAAAUUAUUUCCUUUAGCCGACUGUCAUCUUUAAUUAAUGUUGGUUACUAGCGUAAUUUUUUUUUGAAAGAGACAACUCCCUGAAGUGCCCUGAAUGAUCUGAAAUGACACGAUGGCCGAAUAAAGAAUAUUGUUCAACCGCUUUCAAGCUUUUUCGCUCAAAGGAGUUUAGUUACAGCUGACUACAGUAGUGUACUAUGUUGCAAAAUAUACCUUGUUAGACCCUGGUUAGUUUCGAGUUAAGUCGAGGUUAAUCAUUAAUAUGAAUAAGGGUCGAGUUCAUGACGUCACACAUUUUAAUAACCUGGGGAAAAAGUGGGUUCCUGCAUACGUAAUAAGUGUCUUCCUCCGUACUAAUGAGCGUACUUCUUUUACAAAAUGCUCGCAAUAAAACCAGACAGUUUUCUUAAGAAACGAGAAAUCAACUUUACGACCCUUUAACCUCGUUUUAGACUAGGAUGCAAGCAAAAGCAAUAACACUCGUCGGAAUGUUCCUACCCCUUUAUUGGAUACUAAUAUGAGUCAGACACGGCUUCGAAGUGUAGUGAAGAUUGUCCAAAUUCUGAUGCUAAUGACACAUGCACUAGGGAAUGUUCAUGCACGCUGGUCAAGACAUACCUAUGGUAUGUUUUGCUGUAUUCUUAUAUCAACAAAAUAGGAAAUUUCUAUAACUUAUCAAAACAUCUUUAUUGCAACUCAACAUGUUCUGAAAAAAUCAGAGAAAUCAAAACUCGUUCUUUCUUAUACUCAAAGAGGUGUUCGUCAAGCUAGGUUGUAUUUUAAGUCCCCUUUUAUUUAACCUCUAUUUAAGGUGGCUCCGUAAUUAAUACAAGAGCAUUUAGCUGUGACAAAUUUUCCGUCAUAACUUUUUCGAUUUUAACUCGAUGGCUGCAAAACUUUGCAAAGAACAACAGAUAUCAUUCGGCAAUAAUACGAAAUAUUCCGAUUUCAUUGAUGGUAAAUAUUUCUUGAGAAAUUAGCGCUUAAAAGGACCCUACUGUUCAAAGAAAAUUGCGUCUAGUAAAAAAUUUUGCUGAUAUUUUUUACUGAAAUUUGUGGUAUCGGCUUCAAUUGAUAUAAUAAAUAUGCCAGAGGAAUUUGAGAAAAAUCGUUGGAGCAGAAGUCCGUAACUAAAAGUCGCUCAAAAUUCAGCUGUGAAAUUGUUUUGGAAUUUCAAAAAUAAAUUACUAUCAGGAAGAAGGAGACACCUCUUUCAAUUUUCGGGACAAGUAAAUUCAGUGUUUGCUAAUUCUUAAAACAAAAGCCGAUUGCCUUUCGUGCUAUUCUUUAGAGGAUAUUUUUCAGUUUUUUCAAGUCGAAUGACUUGUUCCUCGACAUUUUUAAAAUAUCCCUUGGCAGUUUUGGUUCAAACUCCUGCUACAUACAUUUUGAUGUAUUGCAAUGCAUCCUCAACGGCUUUUCCUGCUGUACGUUGUUUCCAAUUCAGGAAAAAGGUAUUGGGAUUGUAAGCUACCUUGUAUCGAAGCUCAGACAGAACUGUCGAGCACCUUUGUUUAUGACCAGAAAAUGAGCACGAGCGGCAACUCUGCGAGGAAUUCGCACCUCAGCGAGGGGGGACGAAUGACAAUGAUGCCCAUGUCUGUGAACAGAUAUGUAUAAACAUGUAUUGCAGAGCAAAACAUAAUAAUCAAGAAAAAAAAUACCCAUUCAUUGAAGGAAGGAGUGACAAAACUUUCAGAGUUGUAAAUUUAUUCACGGGCAGUAUUUUUGCGAUAAUUUUAUUUUGCACUGUGAUGUUAUUCGGUUCACAGGCAUGGUCAUCAUUGUCGUUCUCCCCCCUGGGUGAGGUGCGAAUUCCUCGCAGAACUGCCGCUCGUGCUCAUUUUGUAGUCAUAAACAAAGGUGCUGGACAGUUCUAUCUGAGCUCUGAUACGAGGUAGCGUCCAAUCUCAACACUUUUUUCCUGAGUUGGAAGCAACGAACAGCAGUAAAAGUCCUUGAAAAUGCAUUGCAAUACAUCAAAAUGUACGCAGCAGGAGUUUGAGCCAAAACUGCCGAGGGAUAUUUUAAAACUGUCGAAGAACAAGUAAUUCUACUUCAGAGAACAGCAAGUGGUAACGUUUGCGCAUGCGUCAAGCUUGCUGGGACGUACUUGUUGACGGGAAAUCGUAAUGGCCGAAAGCCGUUCUGAAGCACUUUCAAGGGAGAUUUUUUUGCAUACCCAAUCGACAACAGACAUGUCUUAUACAUUGGAUACUUUGGCUAAGCCAUGUUGAAGUGUCAUGUAUGGGAGAAGGGCCAUUUAGGUGGUUAAUUUUCGUCUAUUUGGCUCCUCUGAUGAAGCAGAUAAAGCGUUCACGAGGUCGUUUGUUGUGAUAUGUUGAUUUGUUGACAUUGGAGCGGUCACGGAUUUCUGGGUUAUCGUCCACGAUCUGCAGAGCUGCCUAACAUUUAGGUAAGAUAUACCCCUUAAUUUACUUUGUGAAAUGUGGAGCAGCAUCAUCGAAUGUUAUGUGUUAAAAUUAUAGCAGCCUGAAUUCAACGUAAUUUAUGUGACCCUGGUAUUUUUUUAGUAUUUGACCCUGACCAUACAGCGAGAUCCAGUUAUAUAUCCCACACAAGCGACUAAACAGGUUAAACUUCUCUUUCGGCCACUCCGUAUUUUCACUUUUAAUGGUUAAGUCAAAGGGGGGAAGUUCGAGUAUUUUGAUACUAUUUAGCGGCAUGAAAUCAACAAGCAAAUUUCCUACUCUUACAAGUAAGGGCCAUAGUCGGAUGUUUCCUUCCAUUUUCGAAAAUUUGCUUUUCUGGUGUCCAUUGGUGCUCUAUGGUGAUUACUUAUUCUCAGAGAUUAAGAGAUCGAGGCGGUGGAUUGUGAAAUAUUAUUUGCUAAAACUUCGUUAAAGAUGGACAAAUUUUUCUUGUCCUUUUCAACCUUGUUUUUAGAUUUUUCGUUAACAUAUUAAAGUAUAUCCCAACAAAACUUAUUUGUAAGAGCAUUGUUUCGGAACGCUCUUUCAUUCUGGAAUGUUUGAUUUUGCAUCCAAGGAGGGGAACACUGAUGAAUUUGCGUUUUAAUAAUCAUGCACUGUAAGCUCUCAGAUUCACUGACAAGAACCCUCACCAUUUGGAAGAUGAUUUUAUUCUGACAAUUAUUCAAUGAUGAUUUGUUUAUACAUACAAAAUUGGCGCCUAAAAGAAUUGUAAUGUUAUGCUUAGAAUGUUUACAUAAUGUCUUGAAACAUAACUGAAAUCAAUAUAAAAUAUGAAAAUACACAUGUGCAUUCUUUUCCCUGCCCUACUAUAAAAGUGAUUUAAUAAGUGUGAUUUAAUGCAUUUUCAUGUGACCAUUACAAUAUUACUUCCACUUUGACACUAGCACAAGUUCAAGCGCAAAACAAUUCUUGCCCUUGUUCACCUUUGCACUUGCUGGACUGCCAUUCCUGUUUGAAGUACAGACAACACUGGACAUGAAAUCCCUGUAUUUGAUUCCUUACAUUGGCAUCCACAUAAGAAUUAGCUUCAUCACAUACAAUGUAUUUGUAUGCUUACAAAAAUCAUAAAUGUUAUUGUUCCUUUUCUAUCCAAAAGAUUUCUUUCCUUCUUGAAUAUAAAUUCGUAUCCAUGACACUUUAGAAGUCCUGAAUAUCUAAAGGGGUAUCGCUAGUUGUGGGCAACAACUAAAUGCCAUAGGGGUAACUUUUCACUCUCCGAUAGAAAUAGAUCUCUUGAUACUCUGGGUCUCAUAUAUUCAGUGUUUGUGCACGUGAAUUUAGGAGCACUUGGCUUGCCAAUGUCGGUUUGGCUGUGUAUACACUGUAGUAGUGUAUAUAGUCAUAUAUCAUAGGCUGCACAAGUUGCAAUUUUAAUAUGUAAAGUUGCCCCUGAAACAAGCUCAUUGAUGCUCCCACUGAUGCAAGAUGACAAGUUAUGAAAAAUUUCAUUUGCCUUUUUCCUGUUGCAGGAGCUCCCUAUGAGAUGCUCAGCACUAAACCUUGUUGAUUCAGGUGAUAGUCAUUGAGGACGACUGCAUUGUCACAUUUAAACCAGUCGCACUUUUCACUCAAGCCAUAGCAGAGCUGGUACAAAAUGGUGACUAUCCGUUUUUUUUUAUUUUACCCUAUGCUGUCCGCAGAAUGUGAAGGGUCUGUCACUCCAUCCUGAACUGCAUCAAAUAGCCUUGGUGCCCCAGAAGACACACAGACAAGCUUUAAUUUUAAUGAGUCAUACAUUGGCUCACUUGAAGCUACCAUAAACUCAGACUUUAUAAAUAUCAGGCUUUAAGACCCUUAAGUUCUCCUCAUGUUGAAAUUGAAUGAAAAGGAAAAGUUAGAGCUAAUUUUCUCUCAUUUUCAAUUUUUUAAUCUUAGCCCAGAUAUGGGCUAGUCAAGGGAGCUAGGCCUUAUUAGUUAUAUCUUAAAUAAUUAACACAUGUGCAGUAGAAAAUACCAACAACAAAAUUUAUGAAAAGCAAAAAUGAGUGCAAGCAUGGAAGUAUCAGAAGCACAAAAUUCACUUCAAUGUCUCAGAGAGAAAAUGCAGUUUUAGAUAUGACUAUGAUCUAAGUUACUAUUUUAAAUAUUUUCACUGUUGUGUGCAUAUUUGCAAUUUUCUAGUAUGUAGAAGUGUGGGGAGUAAAGGGAAGGAUUUUUCAUGGUUAGGGUUACCUCAAUAAAACACAUCUGUAAUAUGAAACAUCUUGUACCACACUCCUGUUUUGGCUCAUCUAAUUCUUUAUUUUAGAAGAAUAAGGGGCAUCUUGGAGUCAAGAGCCUCCAUAUUACAAAAUUCCGCCUACACCCCUGAAUAAGUUAUAGCAUCGCAUAGAUUUAAUAGAUGUCAUUUCUUGAGUUUGGGUCUUCAGUUUUAUAUCAUCUAGUCAAAAAAGGAAACAUACAAUUUCAUAGCCCUGGGUGGGAUAUCUUUGAAAUUUUAUCAGUCACAGAAUUAGGGCACUGCACCUGCUUUGGCCACUGGUGGUUAGGAUGGGGUGUCUCUGAAAAGUAAUCACUGGCAGAAUCACUGCACUAAGGUUGCACAUCUCUGAAAAACAGGGCGUUCCUGAACCAUAACUGACGGGAAAUCGUAUUAUUGCAAGGGGAUUGUCGCAAGAACUGCAGUUAUGACUAUAUAAACAGACUAGCAUUUAGAAUUUUUUUCACAGCGUUUUAUUCAAAUCGUAAGCGUCGGACAUUUUGUACUCGGUCACAGCUUACAUGAAGAGAUUUUUUUCCCAGUUAUCCAGUGUUUAAUAGAGGAGUUUUGCAGCUGUUACACAGAACGAUUAACCCCAUCGACGUGUCCGCACGCAAGCCAAAACACGAAACAAUAAUCACUCAUGGACCGCAAACCGCGCAAAAUUGUGAAUGAUCUGCGACUUAUUAGCCUUGAGACCAAUCUCGCAUAUUACAAAGAAGACUUAGUCUUAUCUGCACUCCACAAAGAUAGAACAGAUGACUAAGACGAUGGUAAUUUUAAAAGAGGCGCCAUUUCUCUUUGCUGCAUUCGCUGCGAUCCAAUACCACCACAAACUUCCGUCCAGCGGCUCGCGCAUACUCGCAACGUUACCACUUGCUGUUACUUCAGAGCAGGUUUGGAGCGAUUUAUAGUGCUUCUAAAACUAAAAAGCACCUUUUAAAGAAUAGCACGAUAGGCAAUCGGCUUUUGUUUUAAGAAUUAGCAAACGUUGAAUUUACAUGUCCCGAAAAUUCGAACUGGUGGCUCCUUCUACCUGAUAGCAAUUUAUUUUUGAAAUUCCAAAACAAUUUCACAGCUGAAUUUUGAGCGACUUUUAGUUACGGACUUCUGCUCCAACGAUUUUUCUCAAAUUCCUCUGGCAUAUUUAUUAUAUCAAUUGAAGCCGAUACCACAAAUUUCAGUAAAAAAUAUCAGCAAAAUUUUUUACUAGACGCGAUUUUCUUCGAACAGUAGGGUCCUUUUAAGCGCUAAUUUCUCAAGAAAUAUUUACUUUCAAUGAAAUCGGAAUAUUUCGUAUUAUUGCCGAAUGAUAUCUGUUGUUCUUUGCAAAAUUUCGCAGCCAUCGCGUUAAAAUCGAAAAAGUUACGACGGAAAAUUUGUCACAGCAAAAUGCUCUAGUAUUAAUUACGGAGCCACCUUAAACAAUCUGCCCUGUAUUUAUUUGAAAACACACUAUCUGAUACAUUUGUUUUCCCAAUGGAACAAAACUAAAUUCACUAUUAUAUGCAGAUGACUGGAUUAUUUUAUCAAGAUCCAAAAUUAUUCAAUAGGAUUGCAAAACUGUUUUGAAAAACACACUUCAUUCAUAUUGCGAAACAUGGAUGUUAUGUUAAAAAUCAAUCCGAAGAAGACAAACAUAAUGAUAUUCCGAAAACGCCCAACGAAAUCCGUUGACAACAACUUUAAAACAGGCAACGAGCACACUGAGAUUGUUGAACAAUUCACCUAUUUAGGUACACGUUUAACCCAUUCGCCCCUGAACCGCCCGUAACCGCCCGUGCGGAUCCAGGUCCUUUCUACCCUUUGUGACGUCAUCAGUUUUAACGGUCAAGGACAACUUUCUUCGCUAACUUGUGCAGAGUGAAGAGAUCUUUCAAACCAUACCAGAAUGAGCACAAUUCAGUCAAGGACACCGGAGAAAGAAGCAAAAAACCACGUGACAAGGACCUGAAAAUCUCCAUGAAAAUCUUGUUCCAUUACCCACCUACCUUUCCUUUCACCUAAUCCUAAGAUCCUAAAACCUUUCCUAAAAACUCUUCCCACCAAAAUGAAGCCUACUAAAUGCCCAGCAAGAGAAAAAAAAAUGAGGCAAGAAAAGCGAAAAAAGAAGGGAGGAGAGAAAGCGAAAAGUAAAAGUCAAGACUGCUGUGUCACUUUUAAACCCAAAAGCUAUGUCGAAAUUUUGUUUUUUGCGCAUGCCCGAACUUCGCAAGCUAAUAUUUUGCAUCUGGAUCAGAAGGCCGCCAAGUGUACGACCUGCAAACCGGUUUGUGGUAAGAUUUAGCUCUUUAUAGCACGACAGUGACCAGAAAACUACUCGACUAGCUUCAAAACGCGUUUUUUGGCAAAAUCUCCAGGAGCGAAUGGGUUAACUCCAACAGUAAUUUUUCCGAUUUAAAGCUACAACAGUGAGGUAUGGAGGAUGUAUAUACUAAGCAAGAUAUAGUUAGAGCAUGGGAUAGGUCCCCUUGUUUACAAAACUGGAGAUGAAUUUUUUUCGAACUACUUGGAGGUGAACAAUAAGGCCCCUAAUUUAGCUUGCAAAGCUGAGCUUGGAAGAUUAACACUAGUUAUACCAAUUAAUGAGAAAAUUAUAAAAUAUGUUAUUGAUCUAAACAACAAAGAUAAUGACUCUAUCGUUAAACAAUCUAUCCUUUUGUCGAAGAAUCUUCACUCUGUUAAUAACUCCGGAUUUUACUCCAAUUUCAUGAACAUGGUAGAACAAAACAAUCCAUCCACUCUGGAUCCUGACUAGGCGAUACGCAAACAACAUGAAAGAGAAAUAUAUAUCUUUCUGGCGACACAGCCUUGAACAUUCAAAGAAAUUAGACUUUUAUAAAGUUUUUAAAGAUGAAUACUCUGCAUCCGAUUAUUUAUUCCAGUUAAGAAAUUUUAGCCGGUGAAAGAAGGAGUUUAGUGAAGUUUUGAAAAAUAAGCAACCACAAACUUGUGAUUGAACUUGGAAGAUACCAGAUCGAUAAUGUGCCUAGAGAAAAUAGAUUAUGCCCAUUGUGUAAGUGCAAACAAACUGAAGAUGAAAAUCAUUUCUUGUUUCAAUGUCAGCAAUACUCUUCGCUGAGGAAGGUAUUCUUACACCAAAUCAGCGAGAUUGUACCUGACACUGAAAGGAAACCGACUACUAAAAUCAUUAAAUUUCUGAUAAACUAUAACGACUAUUUUAUAAAUAAACUAGUACAAUGAAGUUCAUUUCCUCGUGUAUGAACAUACGUGAUUCAUUGUUGUUAGCUAGUGGAAAUGAUGUUAAAUAACUUUAGUCAAUUUGUUGUAACAUUAUAAGCCUUGUUUUUUUAUUAAUUUUUGUACAUAUGCUUUUGCAAUACUUCCAAAUGCUACGGUCAUGCAAAUAAAGCGAUUUACUACUAUACUUGUAAAAUAGAGUGGUUUUACUUCACAUAUUUUAAAAAAGGUAGAAGACUACUGCGCAGUUUUUCACUCUAACUCCAUUUUGUGUUUACUUGAUAUAUGCCUGUUUUACAAUAAUUGAUAGAUACCGUUUCACAAUCAAAAACCAUUUUAUGAUGAAACUUAAAAAAUAACCAGGAACAUGCAGAAACUACAUAUAACUAAUCUAGAAUACAAUAUUAAUUAGCCAAGAGAAAUUUUUCCUGACCGAAAAAAAAGUCUUGUCAAGCCUUAACUUUUAAGGUUAACCUACAACAUCUCGGUAUUUCUAAAUACGCUCUCGCGUGGUUUACUAGCUACCUGACCUACAGACACCAAGUCGUACGUAUUAACUCGAAAGCGUUGCGUUUAAAUAGUGGUGUUCCUCAAGGAAGCAUUCUUGGGCCGCUUCUUUUUAGUAUUUACAUUAACGACUUACCUUCUGUUCCUAGAAACUGUUUAACGCAAUGUUACGUAGAUGACACUAAACUUCAGAUUUCUUUUAAGAUGCGUGAUUGUCCGACUGCUAUGAACGAUCUAAAUAGCGACCUUCUUUUAAUACGUAAUUGGUGUUUUAACAAGUUUCUACUUUUAAAUCCUGACAAAACAAAACUCGUAGUCUUUGGAAGCCGACAACUGCUUGUCAAACUUCCCGACUUCAAAAUAUCUUUUCUAGGAAAAGAUCUCGCUCUUACAUCUUCAGCUAAAGAUCUUGGGGUUGUUUUAGAUCCGCAACUAACGUUUGAUGACCAUGUUCUAAAAACUACGUCAUCUUGUAUGUCAAGCCUCGCACAAAUCAGUCGGGUUAAACAUGUUCUUGACCGUAACCAACUGGUGACAGUAAUAAAUGCCCUAGUCUUUAGCAAAUUACUGUACUGUUCCACAGUGUGGUCGAACACCUCGAACAAAAAUAUCUGUAGACUACAGUCAGUGCAGAACUUUGCCGCGCGCAUUAUUUCAGGUACCAGGAAAUUUGAUCAUAUAACCCCCGCACUAAGAGAUCUACGUUGGUUUCCAAUUAAACAAAAGCUGUUCUUCCGCGACGCUCUCAUGGCAUUUAAAUGCAUGACUGGUCAAGCUCCACAUUACCUCAGCGAUCAAUUUACAACAAGAAUUGCGGUCACCGGGCGCGUGACUCGAAGUUGCCAAUUAUUAAACAUCCCCUUGUAUAAGUCGAGUACCGGACAGAGAACAUUCCACUACCGCAUGGUGUACAUUUGGAACAAUCUAGACAGUACUCUUAAAACUGCAAAAUCGAUUUCUACUUUUAAAUUUUGUCUGAAAAAUAAGUUGAUUACUGACUUUUUAAAUAGCACGUUAUGAUAGUAUUUUAGUAUCUUACUAGUAUCUUAUUUUAUUUUAACUUAAAAUAUGCAUAUUGUAUGGUACAUAGUGAGAAUAUUUAUUAUACGAUUAAUUCUUAAAUAGGUAUGUUUAUAUUGCUUUGUUCACCGCAUUCUUUCCUUUUAAUCGAAUUGUUAACUACUUCUCUUAUCUUAAUUAGUUUUUUUUUUUAGUCGUAUUGUCACUGAAAAGCCCCACCAGGGGAGUGUCAAUAAACUAUUGUAUUGUAUUGUAUUGUAAGGUUGUAGAGGAGGUGAAUUUGCUGGAGUGCGAACGUCCUGAGUAAGGACACUCCAUAAUUUACUUACAGCAUUAAAGUAAAACGUUCGGUAACACAUCUAGGUGAUGCUAUAAUGAUGUUAGCGACAUCUAACUUCACUCAAAACGGCUGCUGUCUUGGUCAUUAAUAACUUAUGUUCUUUUCAAACUACGUGUUUACAGCAUAGACUCAAAUGAAAUGCUUUCUUCGCUUGAACUGACUAAGGUAUUUUUCCAAUUAAACGUUGCGAGGAAAAAAAAUCGGGAAAAAAAACUGUUAUCAAAGUGUCUUAACAUUGUUUCAAUCCCCUUAUAGAUCUUCUUGACCCACGUGGUCAACAGCUAUGUACAUAUCUUGGAAGAAAAAACGGUCAGAUAAGAAAAGUUGAGAGUUCAAUCCCACACACACACGGCCGCUCUUUCAUUAUUCCCCAUGACGUCAUAUGAAAACCACAUGCGACAGCAUUGAACGAUUUUGAUCAUCAUAACUUAGCGUAUAAAACUGAAAUUAUUGCGGAACACUAAUAACUGCAGAUAAAAUUCUAGGAAGACAAAACAGAGGUUCAUUUUGCUUAAUAAUAAAUAAUAACACCUCACUCCUCAGAUUACAGAUUGUUUUUGGAAGCUGAAUGACCAGAUUGUCUAAAACGAAUAGAAGAGUUCCCUCUCUUUACGCUAGACACAACGUUUACCCCAGUACAAGAAAAAGACAUUUUGCUAGACAUAUACAAAUCUACAAACGGACAACAAUGGUACGAGGCUAGUGGAUGGAACAGCUCAAGUAACGAGAUCUUUCAUUGUUCCUGGUAUGGAAUCACCUGUCAUAAUAACACGUCAUACAUUAAAAGUAUCGUGUUGCCUUAUAACAACUUGGAUGGCUUUCUCCCUUCUAACAUCUGGAAAAUACGAAACUUGUUUUCUUUGUGCACUCCAGGAAAUCCGAGACUGCGAGGGCGUAUUGGCGACUUUCUAUUUGGCAACAUGAGCAAACUGCUGACCAUAUCAUUCAAUACUGCCUCUAUAAGUGGAGAUAUACCAAAAGAUAUAGCAAAGCUAACUAGUCUACAGAACUUCUUGGGGUGCCCUAUGAAUGGCGCAGGAUUUUCUGGUCGCUUGCCAGAGAACAUAGGAAACAUGACAGAGCUUCGAGUUCUCUGUCUUGGAGGAAACGGCGUGACUGGAGAAAUACCAAGAAGCAUUUCUCGACUGGAAAAACUUUACGAUCUAGACAUUCGAAACACCCCAGGCGUGAUGCAUGGAGACCUCAACGUAAUAUUUGCUAUUCCUUCCUUAUCCUAUUUGUACUUGUCUGGCCUUCACCUUAGCGGGGAGAUGCCUCGGGUGUUGCCCCAAAGGUUCUUGCAAGUUGGUUUGACUGGAAACAGCAUUUCAGGAAGGCUACCAGAAACAUUUGAAAGUAAUAUCAACCUUAAUGUAAUUAAUGUCGCAAACAAUCAGCUAGUAGGAGAUAUUCCAGGGGAUCUGCUUCUGUUGCCAAAUCUUCAAAUGGUAGAUGUGUCACAGAAUCAGUUUUCCUCUAUAAACCAUGGCAAACCAUGGCCAGUUAAUUCAAGUGCAGCUAAGACGAAAUACGUCUCUUUAGCGGGAAACAGGAACUUGUUAAUUCAUUUCCAGAGCUUCAUAGAACUUUUCACAAAGACGGUUGAUUUCGUAGAAAGUCCAUCAAUUUUAAAUGUUAGCUUUUGUGACAUCAAAAGUCCCGUACUUGCUAAUUUGUAUCACUUUGAAACAAUGUCCACUUGCGAUAUGCGAGGCAACAAUUUUUAUGGACCUUUACCCGACUUUUUCGAGGACUUUUCUUUGCUUACAUACUUCGAUGUCUCGACAAAUAACUUAACAGGCAGCUUUCCACCUGGAAUUCAGAACCUCAACUCCCUUCAAUAUUUAGAUAUUUCAAGAAAUCCUUUCAUGCGAGAAGGAAACAGCGCAUCUACUAGUGUCUAUCAACCAGACUUUUCAAGAAUGAUACGGCCACCCGAAGCAGAGAACUACACGUGCCCUGAAGGACGUCUCGUCUUCAAUAACGGUCGCAUUCGCUUAGAUCCAACGUUUUACGACUACAGAUAUUGUAUCUGUGAUGCCGAAUUUUAUGGAGACAAAGGGUUGUGCAAAAAAUGUAUGGAAGGCGGGACUUGCCAGGGAAAAGAUUUCCGUGAGACAGUAGAUCUUCGUCCCAGCAUCAUGAAAAUCGGCAGUGGUUACUGGCCAUCACCUGAACCGAACAAUGUCACCCACCUUGUAAAGUGUCCAAUACCAUCUGCUUGCAAUCCAUCGGAUUCUUGCACCUGUGAGCUGAAUACAUCGCGAAAAGACACAAACUCGCCCUCUAACAGACCCCAAGUGCUAUCUCUCUUCACAACAUGCAACCAUUCGUGCAUCUGUCAUCAAGGAAACACGGACAGAUUUUGUUCUCGCUGUCUCGAUGGAUUUUACAGAUUAGGCGGACUUUGCUUUCAAUGCAAAAAAGGUGAUCAAUUGUACUAUUACAUGUUCAUUCCUGUUUUUGCAGUUUCAUUCCUUGCUUUAAUCUGGUCAUAUUUUUAUUUCAACGUACGUCCCUUGAAAUGGUUUGUUGUUACGGCCAUUCAUUUUCUUCUAAUGUUAAUUAUGAUGAUCUUGGAAUUCUUGCCGGCAUGGUUUUUCAAAUUAAACAUGGUUGUGUUUGUGCUCUGUAUGACUAGUAGAGGAAAAGCGGCCCGUACGCUCAUAAGCAUCGCAGUGUUUUACAUUCAGACUAUAGAUUUUAUGGUAUCAAGCUUCAACGUUUGGCCUAAAAAGGUCAUUGCAGCUCAAGGCUACUUAAGCAGCUACUGGAACCUCUAUUUCCCCUCGCUUUCUUGUGAUUUGCCGUUGCUGUUUACUCCUGUUGGCAAGUUUGCUUUCCUACUUCUUUUGCCACUGGCGUGCUUGAUCAUGGUUGGAGCAUAUUUUAUCGUCAUGCUAGCAUUCCAGAAAUUCCGUCCAAACACAGAACGCAUGGAAAUGGCUCACUUCAAAUGUCGCCAAACCGCCUUUUUCUGUCUAAGCUUCAGCUAUUUUCCCAUUGUGAAACAAACGCUUUCAGUCUUACGUCCAUGCCACAAGGACCUUGAUGUGCUCUACAUGCCAUCCUCUCCUUGGAUAGAAUGUACCUCUUACGCAUACCACAGUCUGAUUACACUAGGAAUUGUCUCCAUUGUGGUCUACGUGAUUGGAUUUCCCUUGAUGGUCAUCUUCUUGAUGUUACUCUUCUUCCCCAAGAGAAGUUCUAUGAGCCCUGAAGAUCGAAAGAAACUUGAUGUAUGGCUUGGGCCGAUCUACUUACCCUACAAACCUAAGUACCAAGCGUUCUUCGAAUUUGUCAUGCUCUUACGCCGCCUGAUUCUCGCCUUCGCCCUGUCCAUGAUCCCAUCGUCAUCUACUUUGCAAACGUUUGUAGUCUGGGUUGUACUUAUAGCUUCAGCGCUUAUUCAUCUUAUUUUACGGCCGUACGAUACGAGCAGGAGAGUGGGCGAAGCCGACCGCGAACAUGGCUGGUCAAAGGUCAAAGAAAUAUUCACUGAGAAUGUCUUUGAGCCUCUAGUAUUGGUCGUCUUAUCAAUGUCAUUCAUGGUGUUACGAUUUUCAUCUUUAGAUGGCAAAAAUGCUGUUCUCUUUGUUUGGUUUGUUAUGGUCAUCAAUGCCUGUGUCCUGAUUGGUUUGUUAGUCACUAUCUUCUAUCUUCUCGCUUGGAAAGUCAAGAUCUUUGGUAAUGGU